Messenger RNA from Erinaceus europaeus (western European hedgehog), 7547 nucleotides. RefSeq names its product G protein-coupled receptor 21 (gene GPR21). The transcript has 2 exons. The record is from RefSeq and is a predicted model, not a curated record. Bases 1062 to 2111 code for a protein of 349 amino acids. Gene Ontology annotation, molecular function: G protein-coupled receptor activity. Lineage: Eukaryota; Metazoa; Chordata; Mammalia; Eulipotyphla; Erinaceidae. Gene Ontology annotation, biological process: G protein-coupled receptor signaling pathway. Gene Ontology annotation, cellular component: membrane.
UCAGUCUCUUGAGGACUGAUUUUUAAGUUUGUUUGUUCAUCUUAAUACUGAUCAAAAUUCAGUGAAACUUAAGAGAAAGUCUUGAAUAUUUAGUAUCUAGCUAAAAGUUAUUGUUCAGCUAAAUUUUUCUUCCUUUGUUGCCAGACAGUGUUGAUAUACUUUUUUAUUCUUUGUUCCUUGGGAAAGCAGUUCAAGAAAAUAGGAACUUCUCUUCUCCAUUUCUUUUCCUGGCAUCAUGUUUCAGUCUAAUUCCUGGCUGGCAUUCUAUUUCACUACCCCUUCUCCUAAUUUACUGCUUAAAAUUUGCUCAUCUAUUAAAAGGGGGCCAGGUUCUGGACAGACGAGGAAAUAGCCUUAAAAACUGCACUGCAGGCAUAUUAAGUUAUUCCCCCACUGUGCAGUCUGCAAAUCAGGGAGCACUUCUGGCGAUGCAUUCUAAUGAACGGCUAAAGAUGCCAGAAUGUGUAUGCACAGACGUUUUCUCUCCCCUCCCCCUUCUUCCUUUCCCAAGCCCCCUCUUCUCCCAAUUUCCCCUCCUACUCCUUUAUCCCCUCCCUCUGUGUCUCAGUACUGCGGUAUACAGGACUGAGGCACAUUCCUGCUUUGCAAGCUUUCUGUUAAGGAUGUUUUGUGGCUUUUGUUCGGAUUGCAACCUGCAGAAUUAAUUACAGCUGUUCAGAGGAGACUCAUUCCAACUCCUGCUGAAGCUCCUAAUCUUCCUCCCUUCUCUUCUGCCCCUAACCCAUACCCUCACUGGCCUGAAGACAUUGUACCCAGAGUUUGCCUCACAACCUGGGUGCUAUGUGUAUGGUAAACCUGGUACUAUGGCCGCAUCUGGGACUGGCCAGACAACUGCUGCUGGCUCUCCCUAUUCCAGGAAGGAUUUAAAGGGAAAUUGCACUGCAGGCAAUGCACCAGAGCAGCAGCAUCGGGAGCUUGGGGACUAAGGUUCCUCUUAUUACACAUGCACAAAGCUGACCGCAAUGACAGCAGCUGCUCCUUUGAACUGCUGGCAGCAGCCAGGCGGCAGCAUGAAGUGAGAGAUCACUACUGAGCUCAAGAUGAACUUCACCUUGGAUGGUAAUGAGAGCAGCCACCCUUUUUGUCUCUUGGCAUUUGGCUAUUUGGAAACUGUCAAUUUUUGCCUUUUGGAAGUGUCAAUUAUUGUCUUUCUAACUGUAUUGAUUAUUUCUGGGAACAUCAUUGUGAUUUGUGUAUUCCACUGUGCACCUUUGUUGAAUCAUCACACUACAAGUUAUUUUAUUCAUACUAUGGCAUAUGCUGACCUCUUGGUUGGGGUAAGCUGCCUGGUACCGUCUUUAUCACUCCUCCACCACUCCCUUCCAGUAGAGGAGUCUUUGACUUGUCAAGUGUUUGGUUUUGUAGUCUCAGUUCUGAAGAGUGUCUCCAUGGCCUCACUGGCCUGUAUCAGCAUUGACAGAUACAUUGCCAUCACUAAACCUUUAACCUACAAUACACUGGUUACACCGUGGAGACUACGCCUCUGCAUUUUCUUGAUUUGGCUGUACUCCACCCUGGUUUUCCUGCCUUCCUUUUUUCACUGGGGCAAACCUGGAUAUCAUGGAGACGUGUUUCAGUGGUGUGCCGUGUCCUGGCACACUGACCCUUACUUCACUCUGUUCAUCGUGAUGAUGUUAUAUGCCCCAGCGGCCUUUAUUGUGUGCUUCACCUAUUUCAACAUCUUCCGCAUCUGCCAACAGCACACAAAGGAAAUCAGCGAAAGACAAGCCCGCUUCAGCAGCCAGAGUGGGGAGGCUGGGGAGGUGCAGGCCUAUUCAGAUAAGCGCUAUGCCAUGGUCUUGUUCCGAAUUACUAGUGUAUUUUAUAUCCUCUGGCUGCCGUACAUCAUCUACUUCUUAUUGGAGAGCUCCACUGGCCAUAGCAACCGCUUCGCGUCCUUCUUGACCACCUGGCUUGCUAUUAGUAACAGUUUCUGCAACUGUGUCAUUUAUAGUCUCUCCAACAGCGUCUUCCAAAGAGGACUAAAACGCCUCUCAGGGGCCAUGUGUACUUCUUGUGCAAGUCAGACUAUAGCCAAGGAUCCUUAUGCAGUUAGAAGCAAAGGUCCCCUAAAUAGAUGCCAUGUCUGAAGUGGUUCCACACACACACACACACACACACACACACACACACACACACACACACAGAGAGAGAGAGAGAGAGAGAGAGAGAGAGAGCUAUUUUAUCUCUUUGUGUUCUUAGUCUACUAGGAAAUCUGGCACAGAAGAAUCUGACUCUAAGAAAUCGCAGUUAAAUGAUCUGUCUGAAAUGCCAUCUACAUUUAUAGAAAUGAUUUCCUAAAAGUGUUUUAAAAUCAGAAGAAAACAAGACCAUGAAGAUAAAUUGCUCAUGGUUCCAAUUUUGUAAUGUCAGGGAGAUGACUACAUUUCUUAGAUUUAAAUUAAUCAAAGCAGUAUGUCACACCUCUCUCCAACUGGCGUGAAUAGGACCUGGGUGUGAAAAGUGUCAGCAUUUUUAAAAGUCGUUUUCUUGCCACUUUUCUGGGUUCUUUCCAGUUGUUUGGGCAUCAUGUGCAAUUGAUGUCUUUUAACAGGGAAAAUUCAACUACAGCAGUGAAUUAACAGGGUUUUAACAUUUUAUUUAUGUAUGCCAAAAUAUAACUGUAUUACAGAGUUUCAACACUGUCAUUUAGGAAAAUGUUUUGUCUUUUUGUCUUGAGAGAAUUCUGAGUAUAUUAAAUGUGAACAUUUAAAUACUAGUUUUAGAAUUUGGCUGUGAACCUUGACUGAAAGUGUAAUUAUGAAGUCUUAUUUAAAAAAAAACAAAAAAAAAGAAACUGUGCUACUUUUUGUGCCAUGCUUCACAGAGGUCUAAAACAUAUGUAUACAGGGGCCAGAUAGUGGCUCACGUGGCUGAGCACACACAUUAGAGUGCGCAAGGCCCCAGUUUCAAGCUCCUGCUCCCUACCUGUAGAGGGAAAGCUUCACAAGCUGUGAGGCAGUGCUGCAGGUACCUCUCUCUUUCUCUAUCUCCACUGUCUCUCUCAAUUUCUGUUUCUGUUAAAAAAAAGUGUAUAUAUAAAAUGAUCGUGUUACAGUAUUUUUGCCUAUGAUUCUGUGUAUGUAUAUAUUGAGAAUAUUUGAAUUGUGUUGGAUUUAUCUUUUACUGAAAAAUAUGUUUUAAUAAUGCUAAAAUUAGUAAAUGAUUGAUAGAUGUCAUUUUUAUAGUGGUGAAAGUAGAUAGGAAUAUAUCAUUAGUCCUUUUUUUUUCUUUUUAUCCAAAGACUUGAAAUAUUAGAUUAUCAGGGAGAACAGUGUUCUAAACAACUGUGCCAGAAAACAUACUGUACCUAUAAUCAUUUAUUUAAACAGGAGAGAUUUAAUAAAAAUGUUCUCUUUGUGAUGAAAUAUAAUCAACUCAUAAACUAAUCCUUUCAUAGAAACAUUCUUAUAGUUACUGUUAAGGGACUUAUAUUUGAAUGUGAGAGAGAGAAAUUUUACUGAUCUCGCUUACUGCUAUUCUCUUUCUGGAAGAAAAAUUCUGAGUGAUAUAUUUCCUUUCUUAAUAUUCUUAUAAGACAUAAUUUUUGUUAAUCUAUAGAAUUUAAAUUUUUUUUCUUUAUUGGGGAAUUAAUGGUUUACAGUCAACAGUAAAAUACAAUAGUUUUUAUAUGUGUAACAUUUCUCACUUUUCCACAUUUCCAUUCAACCCUUACUAGGUCCUCCUCUGCUACCAUGUUCCAGGACCUGAACCCUCUCCCCCACCCGAGUCUUUUGUGCAAUUUAGUGUAAUACACCAAAUCUAUAGAAUUUUUUAGAGUGUCGUGUGCUUGUAAUAGUGUUUUACUCUUAAAAGUGAUUAUCUUUAGAACAAGAAAUUUAUUUUUCUAAAGAAGAAGGAUUUCCUAGCAUUUCGAGGCAUGACAGCAUUUCCUCCACUUUUCUACUAGUUUUAAUGUUUUGGAAGUUCAGGAGACUUAUUUGAUUUCUGCCUCUGACUAGUUGUUGUAAUUUGUAUGUGACAAGUUAGUUGUCAGUGAGAUAGGAGAAAUCCAAAAGGGACAUAAGUUAAAGUAGAUUUUGAAUCCAAUGAAAGGCGUAAGUAUUUAUGCAGGAAGUUAUGUUUUGGUUUCUCAUCAUGAUAUACAUAAACUUUCUUCUCUAUUUAAAAUAAAGGACAGUAUUCUUAAAAUUUUAGGUUUUAGAUACUGAUUUGCUUUGGACCUGAUAUGUCCUAUGUAAUUCUUUUUUAGAUUAAGUAUCAUAUAAAUACUUAAACUUCAGAUUUCUAGUUUUUCUCCAAAAUAGGCUUCAUCUUUUUAUUUUAUAUAAAAUGUCUUGAUUCUAUUUCAAAAUUUAGAACUUCCUGAAAUGCAUUAUAUUAGCAGUGGUGUUAAAGUGCCCUUUCAAGUGGAAAACCUUUUCUGUUGUAUUCUGAAAAAAUAGUUAAUAUAUUAAUGGUUAAGUGAACAUAUCUGAAAAUACAAAAUUUCCUUUUUUUCAUCUAUGCUAUAUAACCUAACCCAUUAAAUUUUGUAAAAUUUAUAUUUUGCUUUAGAAUUUUUACUUCAGCAACUAUAACAUCAAAGACUUAGUUUUUAUAGAAUAUGAGUACUAAAUAGGUGAAUUUUAUUUAUAGUAGGGUAAGAAAAUUGUUAUUUCAACAGAUUCCUCCAGUAGGAGGAAUAAGAGAAUUACUGUUUAGUUCUCUGGAAGUGAAUAAUCAGGAUGGUCUUUUAAUGACUAGAGAGACAACAACUAUUCAAAUAAGAGCAUUUGUUAAUAGAUCUUUACAUGUUUGUUCUAAUACCAGAUUUAGGUUUUCUUAAAAAUGUUUUUUUUUUUUUUUUGUCUUACUUCGGAGUCUCUCUCAGUGUAAAACUAAAGUAGAAACUAAGUAGAUAAUAUAAUAAUUUUAAAGAAAAACCCUCCUACCUUCACAGAUAACUUGCUUAGUAUCAACUGUUUUUCCUUUUUUGUGUGCGUGUUCAUUGGAUUGUGUGAACUUUUGUUACAUCUAGGUAUCAGUUGUUUCACAUUCCCUGCUUUUACUGCUUUAAAAUUUUUAUUUCCGUGUGUGUUGGAUAAGAUCAUAUGAUGUUCAUUCAGUCUCUGGGGACACUUUUUAUGUGAUGCAUUUGAAGAGUUUGUAUUUAAAUAAUUUUUCUUUCCUGGCAUGUUUAGUGUGACAUUUGAUGACGUUUGCCUGAAAUACCAAUCUGACUAGUUCAGAAUGAGAAAAAAGUAUAUUUUUAGACUCAGUUACCUUGGACUUUGGCAAGACAGCAGAUUUAACUUUAUAUGGUUGUUAUCAGAGGAAGCAUACGUUUUCAGUGGCUAUGCUGAACUCUUAAAUUGUCAUAUUUGUAAAUUAGUUGUGUUUUGUUAUGCAGUGGUUUCAGUGAAGUUUUUCCCCCUCCUUGGAGUGAAAAAACAGUCAGUGAAUGACAUGAACUCUUCUUUGAUGAGAGAACUCUUAUACCAAAAUGGAUAUUUUAGUUUUUCAUGAAUCUAUCAACUCCUACCCUAAAUUCCAUUUUGGAAAGGGUUUUCUAUAAGCUUCAUAGCUGAGCAAAUUCCUUUGUAAGCCUUUUAUAAUGGCUUUUCCUUUUUACUUGAAUAUUAGUAUUUUAAGGGUUGGGAAAACUUGAAUUUUUGUACUACUAAUUCAAUAUCCACCUGCUUGAAUUAAAAAUGAACCAACAGAGAGUCAUAUUUCUUAGGUUUCCAGGAUUUGUUGAAAAUGUUGCGUAGUUUUUUUUAACUGCAUAGUUUUAAUUUUGUUGAUUGUGUUUUUGUGUUAUAAAAUAUUUGUGAAAUAAAUUGUUGGUGAACCAGAAUUUAUUGUUGUAAGAGCAGAUUUUGGGAAGGUUAUGAAUAAGUCAUGGCCAGUAUGAGAUUAAAAAAGUAUUCAUAUAUUAAUCUGUGUAAAUGUUGUAUAUAUUUCAUUUAAAAGUUAAGAAAACAAAAUAUUUGUAUUAAAUAUACACAUUACUUAUAUAUUUUUGCAGACUUUGGGAGUCUUCUAGACAUAUCUUAAGUCUGUAACUGAGUCAUUUCAUCUCUCUUAAAAAUUUGGGUGACAAAAAGAAUCAUGAUAUGAGGAAGUCAGGCGGUAGCACAGUGGGUUAAACGCAGGUGGCUCAAAGCACAAGGACCGGUGGAAGGAUCCUGGUUCGAGCCCCUGGCUCCCCACCUGCAGGGGAGUCACUUCAGAAGCAGUGAAGCAGGUCUUCAGGUGUCUAUCUUUCUCUCCCCCUCUCUGUCUUCCCCUUCUCUCUCCAUUUCUCUCUGUUCUAUCCAACAAUGAUGACAUCAAUAACUACAACAACAAAAAAAGAAUCAUGAUAUGAUUAAAAUGAAUUUUGAACUGAUUAUAAAAGUGAUUCUUAAAAAAAAAAAGUCUAUAUCUGUUACUAAGUAGUUUUGUAAGGACAAGCCACUUCUCUAAGCACUUAAUUUUGUUUAAAGGUGAUAAAGAUCUCAUAGGCUUACUCUGAUAAUUGAAUUAUAUGAUGGAUGUGUAAAUCCGUUUCUGGAAAAAGUCCUUUUCUGUUACCUAACCACUUUGUAGUAUAAAGGUAUUGACUCUGUUAUGGUUUUACACCUAAGGAAGCUAGUCAUACUGCUGUAGAGUCUACUUACAUUAAGGUCUUUGUGGUUUAAUGCUAGAUGACUUUUUACAGCUGCUUAGCAGUCCCAGAUUUCAGAAGAGAAGCAUGAUAAAUCCUCACUUUUCAAAUAAAGAAAAAAAAGACAGACUAGGGGAGAUCACAUAAUGAUUAUACAAAAAUAAUUUCAUGCUGAGACUCUGCAAAGUCUGAAAUUCAAUCCCAUUCACUUCAUAAACUAGAAUUCAACAGUGUUCUGGUAAAAAUAAAUUAAUGAUUUUAAUUGACAGUACAGUAUAAAUGACUCAGUGUAAAAUGUUUCAUUUACUUUCCAUAUUUGUCUUAUCAACUGGAAGGAUAAUGUUUAAUCUAACACCUAGCUGAGAGAAUUUUUAAUGACUUUUAUAGCAUGAAUAUAUGACUUUUAUUUUUUAAUGUGUCCAAAGGAAUAAAACUGAGGACCUUGUCCAUAUUUGAUUUCAGUAAGCAUCCUUCUGGACCCAACAUUUUUUUCAUUCCUGAUACUUAGCAGAAGACACCAAGGCACCACACCAGCAUCCAUUGAGCUACCGAAGGUGCUAUCUGUAGUGCUCCCACACGGUACUGAGGUUUGAACUUAGGACCUUGUGCAUGCCUGUGCAUUGUCUGCUGAGUUCUCCUCUGACCCUGGUAAUCCUUUUAAAUGUAUUAAUAGUCACCAGCCUUCUUCCUUCUCUUAGGAGUGGUAUGGUAGUGAUGUUCAAAAGGCAGUAUAAAACUAUAGGCAAUCUUCCCUUUGGUCAAGCCCACUCUAGAUUCUAAAUGUGUCCAGAGACAUCAGGCAUGGAAUGUCAACCCUUCACCUUCAUUACUCGGGUGAGACCUUUCCUUUCAUAGGAUUCUCUAAUUCCAUUCCAGGUGGUUCACUUCCUAACAAAGUCCCAAAACCUAGAUAGACACCAGGUCCCGUAAGAUA